AUGUUCCAACUAACAAGAUCACCUUAUGUAAAGAAAAUCCACUCAAAUCUUUUUCUUUCAUAUAAAAGGCUUCACAAUGAGGCAAAAUUACUUAAACAUACACAAAAGGUUCCGAAGGUGGCAGCGAAAAUAAAUUCUAAUCUAAACGAAGGGCAUGUUUCAAAUUUGAAGAAAGAAACCAUUGGUUUGCCGAAAGCAUCGAACAAAAAAUUAGGAUCUCGACAAGAACUUUCCAAAACGCGUAAAACCAAACCUACAUCCGUGAAAGAUUCACUCGAAAUUAAGAGUACAUCAAAAUCUCCGAAAAAUGUUGCAAAUAAACAAAAAAUUGUGAAUGAACAAAAAGCCAAAAAUACUCGAGUGGCUGCUAUUAUACCCGAUCCGACGAAGGAGGUCACCGUAAACCCUUCAACCAUUGUGGCUAUUCCUAAUCCAGUGGAUGCUAAUAUCAAGGAAACAGAAAUAAGUUCUGCAGAUAUUGAGAAUCCAGUAUCGUCCAUUACUUAUUUGGAAGUCGGCGAUUUUGCUGAGUUAAGAAGAAACGGAAAAUCAUAUUCGGGAAUUGUCACAAAAACACGUUCGGACCCUACGUCUAUGGGGAAAAAUCAUAUAUUAUUACCUAAUGGAUUUAUUAUUCCGUACCGCAAUGAUGAUGUGGUAUUCUACAUUCGCGGAUAUGCGUACACUCAAAAAUUGAACGAUUCUAUUCUUCCACCUGGUUCUCCGAUUCCUUCAAAUUAUGGAAAGAUCGCGGGUGACCUAUCAAAAUCGGCAGCAAUUCUCUUACAAUCUAGGAUUCUCGAGUUUCGUCAAGCCUAUUCUCAUUUUGCGUCUUCUGAUGAAACGGAAAUGAAAACCGUCAACAUUAAUGAUUUAGCUUGCCACAUUUUCAAAACAAAGCAGCCGCAAAAUUCGCAGGUCCUUGCAACAAUCAUGUAUGUACUUAAGGAGAAUACAUAUUUUAUGACUGAUCCUAAUAAAUUGAGAGAGAGUGGAAGAUUUCAGCUGAGAGCUAAAGCUGAUGUCAAUGCUAUAACAAAAGUGUUGGAAUGGAUCCGAACACGGGAUACCAAAUGUACCGAGUUCCAAUCAAAAGCACAAGCAAUCAUCAAUUAUAAACGUUCGAUCACGGAGAAUAAAAAUAAUCUUGAUAUCUCAUCUACUAGAAUUGAAUCUCUCCCAGAAUUCACCGAGGCUGAUAAGCUGUUCAUUCAUUUUUUCAAGUCUUAUGUUGUAAAUAGUAGUUCAUUUGACGCGUCCAUAUCUGCUAUGCUUAAACCUAUGAAAUUGUAUGACACUGACCUUGAUAAAGAAUGCGCUAUCAGGUUCCUGAAAGACAUAGGAGUGUGGACGCCGUGGGAGAACUUGAAUGCUUAUGAGCCAUCAAUUAUGUUGAAUGGUCAUGGUGUUUCAAGAACGGCAGAUAGUGAUUACGAAGAGUCUGUAAAACUAGCUGAGAGUUUGAUGAGUACAAACCCGUUUAUUUACAAGCAAAAAUAUACGUUUCCUGAGGAGUCACCAUCAUCUUUGACCUCUUCAAUGAGGCAAAUUCUCGUUAAAGCAUCUUCGAAUCUUGGGCCAAAAGAUUUCUAUCAACAUGAUAUUUGUGAGGAUAUCCGACAUGAUUUCGGCGAUCUUCCAGUUUACACAAUAGACGACCAUACGGCGCAUGAGCUUGACGAUGGAAUAUCAAUUGAAUACGUUGACGCUAAUAAGUUUGAACCUUCCUCAACUUGGGUUCAUGUUCACGUUGCGGAUCCAUCUACAUAUAUUCACCCCACUCAUCGGUUAUCACAAAUUGCGCGAUCAAGGGUUCAAAGUGUCUAUUUUCCUGAACGACACUAUGCGAUGUUGCCAUCUAUAAUGAGCGAAAAAAGAUUUAGUUUAGGAGUCAACUCAGAAAGCAACGGUAACUCCGUUAUGUCAUUCAGUUUUCGAAUAGGAGGCGACGGAAAUUUAUUAGACUAUAGUGUGCGACCAGGCAUCGUUAGAAACGUAAAGACCUUGUUCUACGACGAUGUGGACACGAUUUUAUCGUGGGAAAACAUCGGUGGUACAAAGGAAGAAAUUGAUUUUUUCCAAAAACAGCUGCAUUAUCAUCCUCAAUUGAUUCCCGUGCCAAAGAACGUACACAGAGAACUACCGCCUUCUUCAAAAGAAGAUCUUAAUAUGUUACAGAAAAUUUCAUUUUUGCAUGCAAAGAAUAGAAUAAAUUCUGGAGCAAUCAGCAUGGGAACACCACAACCGUCAAUUCAGUUGUCACCGUUUCCACUUCCAGCUGCGAAUCCUGACCCUCAAGGUCCAAUUUUAUAUUCUGGAAUGCCCACAAUUCAGGUUGGACUUGAUAAAAGUAUGCAUUCUCCCGCUCGUGCAAUGAUCGCUGAGUAUAUGAUAUUGGCUGGUGUUGUUGCAGCAAAGUUUUGUCAGGAACGGAAUAUUCCUAUCUUAUAUAGAAAACAAGAAAUUCCUAAUUCGCCAAUUCUAGAAGAGGGAAUGAAAUUCAAAGAUAUGCGGAAUGGAAUUAUUCCCGUUACGUCCAUAGUAAAGAUGCGCCCGAUGAUGACACCCGCUGAACUUUCAACAGAGUUUGGGCCACAUUGGGCCAUGGGAAUCCUUGGUGGAUAUGUAAAAGUUACAUCACCACUGCGUCGAUAUGGAGAUAUAUUAGCGCAUUGGCAAAUGAAGGCUGAUCUUCUUGGAUUGAAAUUUCCGUUUUCUAAAGAAGAAUUGACGAAUAUGGCAAAACACAUUCGAUCAAGAGAAAGGGAAAUAAGUAGGACACAAACACGUAGUGAAAAAUUCUGGAUACUUAAUUUGUUCAAUCGUAUGAUUGAAGCCGGGACUUUACCAGAGCUAACUGGAAUAAUAGUAGAUAUUUUGGAAAAGGGGGAGAAAACAGUGAUUUUGAAAGAAUUUGGAAUUCUCGGAAAGUUCAGUGGCACAACGGAUGGGCAAGUUGGUGAUGUACUAAACGUGAAACCAACAUUAGUUCAGCCAAAUAAAGUUCAUCUGUGUUUAGGACCUGCAUAG
Molecule: messenger RNA, 3030 nt
Organism: Acaulospora morrowiae
Lineage: Eukaryota; Fungi; Glomeromycota; Glomeromycetes; Diversisporales; Acaulosporaceae
Source: the annotation of a GenBank genome assembly